AUGAAGGUCUUCGUCUUAGUCAUCUUCUUUUUCCUCCUCCUGCAAUCUUGUAUCUCCUCCGUUGAUACCAUCAUGAGAAGACAGUCCUUGAGAGAUGGUGAUGUCUUAUUCUCUCUAGGGAGGAGAUUUGCAUUUGGAUUCUUCAGCCCUGGGGCUUCCAAGCUCCGGUAUGUUGGGAUUUGGUAUGCUCAAAUCUCUAAGCAGACUGUCGUAUGGGUUGCAAACAGAGACCGUCCCGUUAAUGAUACAUCUGGUCUGAUAAAGUUCAGCAGCAGAGGGGAUCUCUGUGUCUACGCAUCAGUCAAUGGAACAGAGCCUCUCUGGUCGACUAAUGUCUCGGAUAGUAUCUCGGAACCAACUCUAGCUGCGAAACUCUCUGAUUCAGGGAACCUUGUUCUGCUUGAUUCAGUCACAGGGAGAACUUUCUGGGAGAGCUUUGGUCAUCCUGCAGACACUUUUCUUCCGUUUAUGAGGUUGGGAUUCACAGGGAAAGACGGUUUGGAUCGCUUUCUGACGUCAUGGAGAUCUCCUGAGGACCCUGGUUCCGGGAACUUCACAUACCGGAUACAACGCAAGGGAUUUCCGCAACUUUUUCUGUACAAAGGUGUGACCCCGUGGUGGCGUCCGGGAUCGUGGACCGGGAGGAGGUGGAGCGGUGUGCCUAAAAUGGGAAGAGGACAUAUGUUCAAUAUCUCGUUUGUGAAUAAUCAAGACGAAGUAUCAUUCGCUUACGGUGUGACGGAUGCUUCAGUCAUAACAAGAAUUAUAGUGAACGAGAGAGGAAACGAUCAAAGGUUAACAUGGAUUGCGAGGGACGAGAGAUGGAACGAAUUCUGGUCAGUUCCGAAAGAGAAUUGCGACUACUACGCACACUGUGGCGUUAACGGUCACUGCGAUCCCACGACCUCAGAAACGUUUGUGUGCACAUGCCUACCUGGUUUUGAGCCCAAGUUUCCCCGGGAUUGGUUCUUAAGAGACACUUCGGGUGGGUGUAGAAAGAAAAACAGAGCAGCUUCAAAAUGCCGUGAGAGAGAUGGGUUUGUGAAGUUGGAGCGCGUGAAGAUUCCGGACACAUCCGCUGCAGGAGUGGAUAUGAACAUAACAUUGAAGGAGUGCAAACAGAGGUGCUCGAGGAACUGUUCUUGUGUCGCUUACGCAAGCGCUCACCAUGAGAGUGAAGGAGGAGCAAUAGGGUGCUUGCCAUGGCAUGGUGAUAUGCUGGAUAGCAGGACAUAUUCUAAUUCUGGACAAGAUUUCUACGUAAGUGUAGAUGCGGAAGAGUUAGCGCGGUGGAACAGAAAGGGUUCAUCAGGAAAGAGGAGAGUCUUUCUGAUUCUCAUCAGUUCGAUUUCAGCCGGAAUGCUACUAAUGGUGAUUUUCUUCAGUUACGUAAGGAAGCAACGAAAGUCGAACAGGAAUAAAAGAUCCUCAACAGCCUUCAUCCCAAGUUCUUUUGAUUUUGAAGACUCACUCACAUUUGAAGAGGACGAGGAGAGAAACCGGGAGUCGCCUCUCUUUGAGCUUAGCACAAUCGCUACAGCGACAAAUAACUUCUCUGUACAGAACAAGCUUGGAGCAGGUGGUUUCGGACCUGUUUAUAAGGGCGUGUUACAAAACAGAAUGGAGAUAGCGGUGAAGAGAUUGUCAAGAAACUCAGGCCAAGGAAUGGAAGAGUUCAAGAACGAGGUCAGGUUGAUAUCAAAGUUGCAGCAUCGGAAUCUAGUGAGGAUCUUAGGAUGUUGCGUUGAGUUGGAAGAGAAGAUGUUGAUAUACGAGUAUUUACCAAACAAGAGCCUUGACUAUUUCAUAUUCCAUGAAGAGCAUAGAGCUGAGCUGGAUUGGCCAAAACGGAUGGGGAUAAUCCGAGGGAUUGCUCGAGGAGUAUUGUAUCUUCAUCAAGAUUCAAGACUGAGGAUCAUCCACAGAGACCUCAAGGACAGCAAUGUACUUCUUGACAAUGAUAUGACUCCUAAGAUUGCAGAUUUUGGCUUGGCGAGAAUCUUUGGGGGCAACCAAAUCGAAGGAAGCACCAACAGAGUUGUUGGAACAUACGGAUACAUGUCACCGGAGCACGCAAUGGACGGCCAGUUUUCUGUGAAAUCCGAUGUCUACAGUUUCGGAGUAUUGAUCUUAGAGAUCAUUACGGGAAAUAAAAACAGUGCUGUCUACGAGGAAUCUUCGAAUCUAGUUGGACAUAUCUGGGGUCUAUGGGGAAAAGGUGAAGCAAGAGAGAUCAUAGACACGUUAAUGGACGCAGAGACUUAUGACGUGAGCGAAGUGAUGAAAUGCGCACACAUUGGGUUGCUUUGCGUGCAAGAAAGCGCUUCGGACAGGCCAGACAUGUCCGCUGUUUUGUUCAUGUUGGGACAAAACGCCAUUGAUCUUCCAUCUCCCAAGCAUCCUGCUUUUACGGUGUUAAGGAAAAGAAACGUCAAAAAUGGCGGUAGCUCAGGUUGUUCUUUCAAUGAUGUUACCCUCACCAGCGUUCAAGGUCGUUGA
Molecule: messenger RNA, 2499 nt
Organism: Microthlaspi erraticum
Lineage: Eukaryota; Viridiplantae; Streptophyta; Magnoliopsida; Brassicales; Brassicaceae
Source: the annotation of a GenBank genome assembly